UUAUUUAUACAAGCACUGGGUACAGUCAGAAGCACGGGAGGGUGAGAGAAUUCACCAGAGCCAGAACGGGGAACAGAACAGGCAAACUGACAAAAUACACUGCUGAGGGGAGCAGCGGGCAUAGCAGGAGAGGUCUGCGCGCCAUGUGGGACCCUCACCGGUGGCUGGGGAUCGAGCCGGCACUGCAGAGUGCUGCGGGCAGCUUCGAAGCCCAGUGCUCAACCGCUGCGCCACCAGGGGAGGCCCAAGAAUACCUACAUUCUUGUGCUGAUAGAUUGUAUGAUGCUUCAAAAAAAAAAAAUUGGAAUUUCAGAAGCCUCAGUAUAGUAGCUAAACUGAAGUUAUCAACUCAUUUUCUUUUGUUAGGGAAUGACUUUGAAAGGUUCAAGUGAUUUCAAAACCCAGCUUCCCAAUGUCUAAGAAAAUUCCUCAAAACAACUCUAUAGGGUAUAAAAGAUGAAGUGAUGGCAUUUCUAAUUCAAAAUAAAGUUUGCUAAUUCUUUAAAUGAGAAAAGGUUGAAUACUUGAUGGCAAAAUAUUUUUAGCAGGAAAGAAUUUACUUUGGGGGAGGUACUUUAGCAUAUUGUAUUAUCCUAACACUAAUGUACAGCAAAUUUAGCAAUUUACAGAAAUAGAAAGAACCUGGGUUAAGGUAAAGAACUCUCUCUGUUAAUAUCUACAUAUUAAAGUGGAGAAAAGUGUGCACAUGCAAACUUCAAUCAUGGUAGAUAAACAGUCAUGAGAACAGAAUCUUUGAACGAUUUUAUUUUGCUCCUGACAGAAUCUUUGUCUGUGCAACCCAGUGAAGUUUUAUUUUGUUUUAAUCAGAUUUGUUGGUUGAGGCAGUUAGGGUGUUAGAAAAAAAUGUAACUUUUAACAUCCAGCUGCUUUUCUGAGAAUUACCCAUCUAUGAAAAAAAAAAAAAGUGGCACCGUUAACAUUUAUGAGAAACAGACUUAACAUUAUCAUAAAUUAUACAGUAAACUAUCUUGGCCUUGGAUUGAAAGGUGUGUGUUUGUCUUUGAAGCUGAUGUAUUUUGACAGCACACCAGGAGGCAGCUCACUCUGAAUAAUGGGUAAGAUGAGAGCCUCAGAGGAAAGAAAUUGCUCACUUAAGGGAGCAUAAAGCAGAUAGGGGGUAAAUGAACUUCCCCACCUGGACACAUCACAAUUUUAGAAGCACUGAUCACACAAGAAGUUAGUGCUAGCAGGGACCCAGGAGCCAUUUAGUUUUAUCUGUUCUAUUUACAAAUGCAGAAUCUGAGGCUCAGGAGAAGAAAAAAAGAAGAAUUUGGCUUUAUCCAGUGUGUUCGUGGUAGGGCUGGCAACAAAACUUAUCCAGGAUGACUGAGUCUAGCUGUCUCUCAGAGACCAGGAAGCUGCAUCACACACUCUGCCUCCCUUACCUCCUCUAUAAAGUGAGCACAUACUUUGAUGUGCUCUAUAUCCUCUUCAAGUUGGAAAUCCCGUGUUUCAUUGAUGUUUGUGAUCAUUGGGGUGACUUAUCUAUUUCACUACUUUGUCAUAACUGUUUACCUAAAGGAAUGGUUCUGUGAUAUGGGACCCCCAGGAUGGGGGUAUCCAGGUACAGGACUGUGCUGUUAGCUCAUUAGAAAAGAAAGGGUGAGUAUACUUAAGUUGCUGCUCUCCUCAUAUUUUGGGGUAACAGUAGGUCCUACUUCAGGUACACAUUGCCAGUCGGCACACUAUUCUGUGUACAGUCAAAAUCCUGAACUGGAUGCCCAGGUGGGCAAUAGGUCUUUUCUUAGCUGUACCUACUAACUUACAUUUCCAUGUCCAUGGCAUCUUUAUAAUGGUGCCAUCUACAGCACACCUGAAACUUUACCACAGAUUUGUAAUUAGUCUUCUCACCUUCCCAAUUCUUGGGCCAGUUUUUGCUAAAGUGGUCAUCCUCCAUCAAGACAGUGCUUUUUGAGAACAUGCUGAUGGGCCAAGUGUGGGUUCCAGUGGGUCAGUUCUAAAUAGUUCACCUACAAACGCUGUUCCACUCAUUUCUUUGGCAUUUAGACACAAUUAUCUCAUGUCCUCUAGACAUGGCUAACUCUUUCUUCUCAGUGUGAACUAAGCUCAUGAACCCCCGGCUCAUUAAAGAAGGCUAGUCAUUGAUCACUUCAUGGUUUUGUGACUCUUGGGUGCUUCAUGUAAAAUAAUUACUAGAUUAUUCAGUUUUUGAGCCUACACUGUUGAGGUCCUCUUGGCUUCAGUGCAGUUGCAAUACUGAAUUGCUUCUUCCUUCCAAGACUUUUAGAGGCUGACUUUAGUCUCCCAAACCAUAUGACCCCUCAACCAAGACCUUUCCCUUUCCUUUUGUAUUUUAUGGGGAGGCCAACUCUCUAAGACCAGUGUCAGUGUACUGUAUGAGAGAAAAGGAGUCCAUUCAGCAAUGCCAUCUCUCUCUAAUAAAGAGAAACCUCACUUCACUCUGAAGCCACAAAAAUGUGCUAUUGGCUUUGUUGGAGGGAGUUUCUUUUGGAAAUUCCAUGGUCAGAUCCAGCAGAGUAUGGUGUGGUGCAGCAUGUCCAGGAUCAAGUGUCCUGCCCUUCAAGUUAGCCAGGCUCCCUUUAAAGCCAGUGGUUUACUUGAGAAAUCUUGUGUGGGUUUUCACUUUAAAUGGUGCCCUUGAAUGUGGUUUGUAUUUGCAUUUCAUUGAAAAUCCAUUACAAAGUUUCACUAGUGGAGCACCUCCCAAUAAAAGGGACAAAAUUUAAAGUCCUAGAAACCAGCUUCUUUUUGCAUUCUGCAGACAUGAAAGAGAACAGUGUCUCCAGGUCAGGUAGACUCAAGAUUCCUAGCUUGGGGUGUUUGAUCCUAGGGCCUCUGAAUCUUCAGGGCUUGGUGAGCACAUGUCACAUCUGCUAUUCUUUUUCAAAUAAAUUAGAUGCUCUAGGGUUUACAAAUAUUUAUCUUAAAGCAGUGCUAAUUGUGAAAGUUCUUAGUUAAUGGGCUAAAAUUUUAACAGUGAUAAGGGAGUCUCCAUAAUUUUUUGAUGUCACUGAGAAGUUCUUACACCCUCUGGGCAUAGAGCCAAUGCACAAAGACCCUGGAGGUUGUGUGCAAAUAUGGGCCAAAGGGUUAAGUUCUCUUCAACUGAUGGCCGUAACAAGAACAAGGUAUAGAGAUAAUACUCCUCAUUGAAAAAACCAAUUACAUAAUCAGCUUCAUCCAUGGGGAUUGGUAGACAUAUGUCUUGGUAAACCAUUUUGUAGAUACACCAUUUGUUUGUAGAAUUUUUACUCAAGAAAACUCUGACUAUAAAUUUUUGCCAAAUGUUGCAAUUUUUAUUCAUGCAACAGAGAUAAAUAUUAAGACCUAAUUUCAUUUAGUCACAGCAACAAACAUUUUUGUAAAUAAGGAUACAGUGAAGGAAUUUGUAUGACACCCAGGCCUAACAGUAGUGCUACAGAUCAUAAUAAUAUUGUUGUUUUUCCACUUUUAUGGAGCACAUCAUAUGUUCUUUUUGCUCAUAGUUUUUGAAAUCUGAGACUUACCUGAGCAAUAAGUAAAUUGGAAUUGUGUGCCAGUUAGGGAUAAAGAUGAAAUUUCAGCCCUUUCCCACUUUCUCCAGAGUUCACUUGGGUUUUAGGGAGAGGGGAAGAGGUGACAUUGGAUAGAUAGAGCAAUGACAUCAGUCUCCAAGUGAUUAACAAACAAACAAAAAAGUCCUCCCCAGAGAGUUGCCUCUGUCUGUGGUAAGUCAAACUAAGUUUUGCAGUUCAGUUUAAACCUAAAACUGUUUGUUGAAAUAAGAACUCCUCUCAAAUGACAUCUGUUUUAAGGGCUUCUGUUGAGAUUGUACUGCAAGUGUAGGGAUUUAACUUCAUGGGGCAGAAACGGUUUUGGCUCUAGUGAGUUAUGCUCCCCUGUUUCAGAUGGGAAGACAUUGAAAAAUCAUGAUUUUGGUCCUCAAAGAACACCUAUUUGAGGCCAUCACAGUUAACUCUCUCUCUCUCUAAUUUUGCCCUGGCAAAGACAACCAAUUUACUGCACUAAUGCGGACUUUGAUUUGUGGUUUCUGACAUCUUAAAAAUUGCGGGAGACCCUCACAAACUGGGAAGCAAAUCAGAACAAAUACCAAAUAUGUGUAAUAACUGAAGAAAGGGUAGAGCUGUGUGUGAAUCUGGGCAUCCCCAACUUUUCAAAAGUUUGCAUUAACUGCAUUUGUAGCUGUUGUCCUGGAGAGACAUGUGGAAGGGACUAUUGCUUCUACUUUUAUGACAAAAGCCAAAGCGUGGACAAGGUCUUCAGCACUGCUUUGCGCCCAUGGACCCGGAGGUGGGGGCACCGAAGCAAGACCAGCCUCCCCGCACCUUCGGAACUGCUCCGUGCAGGCUGUGUAUGUGUAUCAGUGCUGCCCUGCUUUUGGCACUUGUUAGUGCUCCUCGGAACCAUUUUCACAGAUCAGUGUCCCUGCAGGUAAUUGGAAAGAACACAUGAAUUCAUUCCCACCACAUCCUCAGGCAUGCUGGAGGUCUACUUGGGAAGCAGAAGUGAACAAGGCACACAGACGAAAAUGUCUGCACACAUGAAGAGGACAGUCUGCUGUACAAGUGAUUUCAGGAGUGAGUCACCUGCAGCAAGGAGGUUGGAGAGAAAGACAUGUAAGGGAAAUUCUCCUGCGAAGUGCUUAUAGAAUUGCCACUCCAUCAGCAAGGAAACCACAGACCAGGAUGUAAGGACUGUGAAUUUAAAGCAACCCUGGAUUAAAUUCCUCAGCCAUUUGCAACAUCAUCCUCCCUGGGCAUUCUAGUUUAUUCCUGCACAAGCCAGUUCACUACCACUCUCCAGACCACUUGGACACACUUUUUGGAAACAAAGACCUACUAAGACUCCUGCUUAUCAAUGCCAAUGUCCAUUGAGAGGAUUGAGAGAAGGGGGCAUGAUGCAGUGGACUCGCAGUGAAACAGAAAGACCUGGAAUGAGGUAUCUCAGUAACAAAGAAGACGCAUACAUGGCAGGCAUGGUACAGAGCGCUUCCUUGCACAGCCUUGCCCAUGAGCUCGUCCCUGGCCUGGAGGGACCCACUCUAGAGGUGAUACCCAAAGUGCCUCAACUUGGAUGUUUGUGCCGAUACCAGAGUAUUCUCUUGCCUCCCAGGAGUAUGUGUGUUAUUCUCAUUCAUGUGAUGUGCUCCCCAUGUGCACAGGUGAGGAAACUGAAGCACAAGGCAUCUCAAAUUGAAAUUAUUCCAUGCAAGAUCUGUGGAGACAAAUCAUCAGGAAUCCAUUAUGGUGUCAUUACAUGUGAAGGCUGCAAGGGCUUUUUCAGGAGAAGUCAGCAAAGCAAUGCCACCUACUCCUGUCCUCGUCAGAAGAACUGUUUGAUUGAUCGAACCAGUAGAAACCGCUGCCAACACUGUCGAUUACAGAAAUGCCUUGCCGUGGGGAUGUCUCGAGAUGCUGUAAAAUUUGGCCGAAUGUCGAAAAAGCAGAGAGACAGCUUGUACGCAGAAGUGCAGAAACACCGGAUGCAGCAGCAGCAGCGAGACCACCAACAGCAGCCUGGGGAGGCCGAGCCGCUGACGCCCACCUACAACAUCUCGGCCAACGGGCUGACCGAACUUCACGAUGACCUCAGCAACUACAUCGAUGGGCACACCCCUGAGGGGAGCAAGGCAGACUCUGCUGUCAGCAGCUUCUACCUGGACAUACAGCCUUCCCCGGACCAGUCAGGUCUUGAUAUCAAUGGAAUCAAACCAGAACCAAUAUGUGACUACACACCAGCAUCAGGCUUCUUUCCCUACUGUUCUUUCACCAAUGGGGAGACUUCCCCAACUGUGUCCAUGGCAGAACUAGAACAUCUUGCACAGAAUAUAUCUAAAUCACAUCUGGAAACUUGCCAAUACUUGAGAGAAGAGCUCCAGCAGAUAACGUGGCAGACCUUUCUGCAGGAGGAGAUUGAGAACUAUCAAAACAAGCAGCGGGAGGUGAUGUGGCAAUUGUGUGCCAUCAAAAUUACAGAAGCUAUACAGUACGUGGUGGAGUUUGCCAAACGCAUUGAUGGAUUUAUGGAACUGUGUCAAAACGAUCAAAUUGUGCUUCUCAAAGCAGGUUCUCUAGAGGUGGUAUUUAUCAGAAUGUGCCGUGCCUUUGACUCCCAGAGCAACACCGUGUACUUUGAUGGGAAAUAUGCGAGCCCCGAUGUCUUCAAAUCCUUAGGUUGUGAAGACUUCAUUAGCUUUGUCUUUGAAUUUGGAAAAAGUUUAUGUUCUAUGCACCUGACUGAAGAUGAAAUUGCAUUAUUUUCUGCAUUUGUACUGAUGUCAGCAGAUCGCUCGUGGCUGCAGGAGAAGGUAAAGAUUGAAAAACUGCAACAGAAAAUUCAGCUAGCUCUUCAACAUGUCCUACAGAAGAAUCACCGCGAAGAUGGAAUACUAACAAAGUUAAUAUGCAAGGUGUCUACAUUAAGAGCCUUAUGUGGACGACAUACAGAAAAGCUAAUGGCAUUUAAAGCAAUAUACCCAGACAUUGUGCGACUUCAUUUUCCUCCAUUAUACAAGGAGUUGUUCACUUCAGAAUUUGAGCCAGCAAUGCAAAUUGAUGGGUAAAUGUAUCACCUAAGCACUUCUAGAAUGUCUGAAGUACAAACAUGAAAAACAACAACAAAAAAAAUUAACUGAGACACUUUAUAUGGCCCUGCACAGACCUGGAGCGCCAACACACUGCACAUCUUUUGGUGAUGGGGUCAGGCAAAGGAGGGGAAACAAUGAAAACAAAUAAAAGUUGAACUUGUUUUUCUCAUGCAUAUGAUUUCCAUUAUGCCUACAGAUAUGGACCCUUUUUCUGUCUCAACUUCUUGAUCGUUGACCUCUGUUUACAGCAGAAGGAGGGUACUAAAGAGAAUUUCCUUUUCUUGUAGCUCACUGCCCACAGACUUUCUACAGAGUCACCAACCUGUCGGUAACAACAGAGCCCAGCAAUAAUCGGUGAUCGGUGUGCAUAGCGGAGAUUGCAGCAUUACUUUGCACAACUUGCUCUUUGUUUCAUGAAGGAAGUUUUUAUUUUUUCACCGAUUAUUGCCAGUCAGCAGGAUGGCAUGAAAAGGGUCCAUAGCACUAGCAACAAUAGCAUUAUAAUAUAUUACAGGGUAAAUGGGCAUGAAGACUAUAUAUAGCUAAAAGAGAUAUUGUUUAUAUAUUGUUUUAAUUAAUAUAAAAUGUAGUUACUGGUGUAGCUUUUCCUGUUGAAUUGAUAAGGCACUUUCAUUUUGCACCUUUUUCUUUAAAUUAAAUGCUAGCGUGUUCACUGUCGUGUCGCAUGUGCACCAGAAACACAAGUUUAACUGAGAAGGCUUGGAAGGUACGUCGGGAGGUAUUUAUGCUGCUGUUUACAAAAUUACUUUUAAAAGUCUGGCUGGUCAUAUCUAGAAAUCACAAUGUUGGAUUUUUUCUUUUUUACAUGUGAAUUGGGAAUUAGACACAGAACUCUCCCUGAAUUAUACUUUGCUUUUGGGUACAUUUAAGGAUAGAUGUGUUUAUGCUUCAUACAAAGUUGAAUGGUCGAUUGGUGCUGUGGACUUAAACCAUGAUGCACAUUUUGCUUUUUAAGUUUUUCAAAAUGCCACCUCUUGGGGGCAGGGCCAGGAGGCUCUUUUGACACAAUUCAAUAGUUUUAUGGACUCAGUCUCAACUUGGAAAUUCUUACGCUUUCAGAACAAAUCUGCAACCAGGAUACUUAUUGGAAUCUAGCUCUUAUUUUAAGAAGGACCCAAAGAUUAUUUCUGGAGCAAACGCACACUCCCUGUGUGAGGACAUGUAACAUUUACUGUGUUGAAUGUUUAUAUUCUUGGUAUAAUCUAGGAACCCUAAGAGUUUAUGUCAGAGUUAACUAGUUUUGUGCCAGCUGUCUCUUCAUCCUAUAAUUGCUCUCCAUAAUCCAUAGGCAAUGGAUAGGAGGGUGAGGAAGGCAUAUGACGUUGAACCAUUUUUUCUUAUUUAAAUAUUAAAUAUUUUAAGUCUCUAAAGUGAAGCUGAUGCUAGUUGCAAACAUUUACUCUUGUAUUUAUCUUCACUAGAAAACUGUGGACUGUAAUUUAUUUUAUUAAUAUUUAGAAGAAUAUUUGGCUUUUGUAUUCAGGUGAGAGAUACAGUUGUUUUUGUUUAAUUUUGUGUUUUGUUUUGUUUUGUUUAAAUAAUUCGCAAUGGGGAAAUGGAGAAGGAAGAGUCUGAGGUACAAAUGUGCGUAUUUUAAAAAUAAGUGACCUUUGGGGAUGUGGGCAUUUAGGUGACAGUUCUAGUCACACACGGAAUGGGAGUCAAACUUCUGGUCUGACUAUAAAUAAAUAGAAAUAAAAUCACAUUUAUCCAGAAAAGGGAACAUCUUAACACAGGGUGAAAGUGAGAGUUCCCAAGCAGCCCUUUGCAGAGGAGAAAGUGUCUCCUCUCCCAUGGGGUUCCUCCUGAAUCUUCCCCAGAAAUCACAGCUCCUUGAUGUCUUGCCCAAUCACGUGAUCACGUGAGGGCAGCCUGAAGCCCUUCACUGUUUUUAACUCCACUGACCUUCUGACUCGUUUCCUGAGGGACUUGGAAUAGGGGAAGGAAUGAUUCACACAGAAGUGUGUAUGAAGCCUAAAUAACAUCUAAGCAAUUUUUUUUCUCAAAUAUAUAGUAAAGGUUUAACCAUAAAUAGAAGACGAGAGUAAUAUUUACUUAAAUUUCUUACAAGAAUAUAAAACUUUAUGUGUUUAUUAUAUAGAGAGGUUAACUAUCAGCAUAUAGUAUUUAUAUUUGGGCAAGAAGGGUUAAAUCAAAAUUUUAAUUUAAAUAAGCAUAGUUCCUUUAAGAUCAAUAGUAUUUAUACUCUGGAAAGAGUACAAAGCUUAGUUCAGUUAUUUAUUCGUCCAUUUUCCCCCUAUUGUUUCUCCUUUAGGGGAAAUGGUGUGUUUUUAUUUUGGUUUUCUUUUGUGGUUUUUGGGGAAUUUUUUGUCAUUCUGAUUCACUAAAUUUGGGAUGGUUUUAUUAAAGUAUAUUAACUUGUUUUUAACCAAAGCUUUCUGAAUAUGACCAGCCUCAGGUGCUAGAGCAUUAAAGAGCAACUAAACCUAAUUCCAGUGUCCAUUUGUGAAAUAAGAGCUAAUUGCACUUCUCUAAGGGUGAGAGAGAAUACAAUGUUGAACUUAAAAGAAAUUCCUUUUACCAGAAAGGAUUUUGGAUAUACCAUAUGCAAAAAGAAACAAACAAACAAAAAAUGCUCUAAUCUCAGUUAUAGUCACAAUGUGGUGACAAUGCUUUUAGAGUAAACCAAGAUACAUUGACUGAUGCUGCUACGAGGUCUUUUUGAAAGAAAAGCAGGGUUGGACUUUAAGAGCAAAGUACAUCGACAGUGUAGGAAAAGAAUAGUAGUGGCGUGCUCUGUGAAAUGAUGGGAUAGCCAUCAUUGGGAUUGAAGUCGGGAUCUGAAGUUAAACAAUAAAUCCAGUCGAAAACAAUAUGGAUUCUAGAAAAUGACGUGAAAAACCUUGCAUUUUUAUUUUCUUCCUUAUUAUAGAAACACCUGUGUGCCAGAACAAUUAUUCUCAAUAGUUCUUUAAUGUUUCCUAAACUUAAAUGACCAAUAGUCUUUUAAAGAUUGGAAUCACAUCAUGGUAAUCCUGGCUGCUGUAAUGCCUUUUAUACAAUUUUUUUACAUAGGGUAAAUAAGGCUUUUGUACAAAGGAAUGCUUUCAGUUACAAAUGGUGUCCAAAUGGUUGCAUUAUCUUGUGAAGAAACUGGCCUUGGUCACAAUGAAAACAAAAGUGCAGAUGGAAGUGGGUUUUUGGGACAGUUUGCAAAUUGUGUUAAAGCUAUGGAUUUUUUUUUAACUGUUCAGCAUCAUAAUUUGAGUUAAAGCGAUGGAUUUUUUUUUUAAAGUCUUCAGCACCCUAAAUCACCCUUCCUAACUUAAGGAAAACAUGAAUUAAGACACUGCUUCUAAGUUUGGUUGUUCUUUAUAGUGGGAAUGCCCAGAUCUCUGUGAGCAUAUGGGGGUGGGCUGAGGGUCAGGUAAAGAGGGAGCGUGCUGGUGUGUGAGAAAGAUAGUGUGUGAGUGUUUGUGUGUGUGUGUGUGUGUGUGUGUGUGUGAGAGAGAGAGAGAGAGAGAGAGAGAGGGAAGGAUUUGUGUGUGUGACGUGCGUGUGUUGAACCGCUUCUAGGCUACUAAGUGUCAAUGGAAAAGAAAAUGUAUUCAAAAUACUUAAAUCAAAACUAGAAGAUGGAAAAAAAAAAGAUUUAUUCUAUACAAAGCCUUGUCUGGACCACUUUAGAGAGACUUCUAUUUUUUUAACCCUUCUAUAAAUAUUUGAUGGCACUUGAAAUAUUCCUGCAAUAAAAUGUGAUUUGUGUAAAGAAAAAAAAAAAAGAUUUUGUAAUGUGAAACAAAGAAAGAAAGUAAUGUAAUUUUCUAAAAAAAAAAAUACAAACAAACAAACUUUGUAUUAUUUUCUUGAUGGAAUUUGUCUAUCUGUCUUUGGAAAACUUUUUAUUUCAUUGAUUGUGCCAUAGUAGAAAUAUAUGUUUUUAGUUUUAGACUAGGGUAUAGCUGUUUGUGUUCCGACAUUCCAAAAUGCAAAACAACCUAGUAGAAUCUUUAUUGAAAAGGUUUAAGUAGGAUGUAAGCUUCUCUCAUUGUUGCUUUUUUGCACAUGUUCUUCAUUCCUCUCUAGUGCAAUAUGUACAUAGAGCACUUGCGGGUGUACCUUGAUCCCUCAGGGAAAAAUACAUAUUUGUACAGGUUUUUGUUUUGUUUGUUUGGUUUUUUUUUUUUGCCUUUUGUUUUUGGCUAAGGAAUGUCGAUUGAAUCACUUGUUAUUGUUGAGGGGCAGCCAGAUAAUAAUCCUAAAGCCACUGUUUCAAACAUUGAUUGUUUAAAUCAUGUGUCCUUUCAGUGCUAUUAUUUUAAGACAAUAAUAAUAAAAAAUUAUUUUCUGACAGUUCUUUGUGCUGAUUGGUGAAAAAAAAGGGUAAAUAAGCACCUUAUGAUUGACUUACUGUGAAUGACAAUCCAUCUUGAUAUCAACAAUAGAAGCCCUAUCAUUUUGAAGUUGGGGUUGAGUCAGAAACAAUGCGCUCAGGGAUCUUCUAAAACUCUCAAAACAGGGUGGCCAGUACUACUGGGAAAAAUUGUGUUUUUUAUUAAUAAUAAUGAUAAUAAUACUAUCCCUCCUAGGCACAAGUGAACUGUGUAGAUCUGUGUGUGUGCGUAAACUCUUCGCUAUCAUCUCAUUUUCUUAAGUUCAAAACUGCAGUGUUCUUCAGUCUUGUAGGCUUACAGGUGUGGACUCGCUUUCAAAACAGUGCAGUUAUGCCAGUAUGUUCAAAAGAUAAAUGAAUAGGCAAUACAAUAAAGAGCAUCAUUCAAAGUGCAGGCUUACAUACUCCCUUUACCACUUCUCUAAUUAAAUUAUUCACGAUAAACAUAUUCAUGCCAUUAUAUUUAAAAACUAUGCCAUAAUAUGUAGUCUACAUAUUAUGGAUAAAAGUUUUUUAAAAAAUGGUGAGACAAGAGCCCUGCCCCUCCGUGCAGGGAGAGAGGUCAAAUGAAAAAUGGUUUUUUAAUGCCAACAAAAAACUCAUUUUCACUGUGUUAUCCUCUGGAAGCAAACCAAAAAAUCCCUUAGUGGAAUAUUUUUUUCUACUUCCACAGUUGUAGUUGAUGUCUGUUGGAUUAAUGCAAGAGCUAUUGUCUUAAGAUUGACAAAACCCACUUGUGUAGCAGCAAUGUGAGUCAGCUUUUAGGGUUAUUUAUAUUUUUGAAAUUUACAAUUUUUAAAUAGUUCCCUGUUUCCAUGCAUUAUUUUCUGUAAAGUCAGUGAAUCUCACAGUAAUUGUUGGCUUUCAUUUUUCCACACCUGGAACACACAUUCAGAAGAAAUUUUAUUUAUUUUCUUAUUGCUGUAGAAAUCCGUAAUUUGGGAAAACUUUCAGUUUCUAUUAGAUGAAAAAGAAACCUGUAACUUGUUGUUUUUAAUAAUAAGGACUAUGGAAAAUGGCAGAAAUAGCUCUCUUUCCUUCUCCUCUUCCUCCUCCCCCUCCUCUCUGUCCACUCACAACAAAGAAGUUAUUGACAUUUUUACAUAUUAUAUGUGAUGCCACUUCUUUCUUAUAAAGACAUGACAUAGAACCUUAUAAAUACCUUAUAGAUCAGAUUAUAUAUCUAGAAAUGCAAUUGCAACAGUAAAUCUCCAUCUGUUACUUACAGUCUGUGAUGCAAGUUUUCGGUCUCUACCUAAACACUAUUACUAUUAAAGAGAGUCCAUCAGAUUUUUGUUUAUUUUAAGAUAUGAGAAGGCUGAUAAUCAGUGUCUGAGUCUGUUUGCUUGUUUGUGUAAGAACAAUUUUGUCAGCCUCUCAGAACAAUUUCAGAAAUAAUCCAGAAGCCUGGUUUCAUGGCAAGAAAACAUUAUAGGUGGGGGGAUCUCUGUUAACCAGACCUUCAGAACUUAGAGCAAUAAAUACAUUCAUUCAUUCAUUUAUAUGUAAAUGAAUGUUCAACCCAAUAGAAAUGUCUUUUCAGUGAUGCAAAAUAAAGUGGAGUCUUAUUAAAAAAGUGAAUGUAAAUAUUUUAAAUAGAUGCCUAGAUAAGCCGUGUUUGCUGUUUACAUUUAGUGUGUUUGCCACAAUAGCACUAUCAUACUUUUUCUUUUUUCCUUCUAAGAAGUAAUGAAUGGUAGCUCACUGUUAGCUUGGACAUGCUGUACAUGUCAUUAUGUUGUUGUCUAAGAGCAACUGAACCCUCCGGUGUGUGAUUCCUUUCUCAUUAUUUUAAUGUGGAUGAAUAUUAUUUCUAGGAACUUGGUUAUCAUUGAACAGAUUGCAUAUGUAAAUGCAGAUACUUCUUGAGCAAUAUAGUGAAUAUGAUUUCACACACAAAAAAUCUGUAUGUACUGUACACAUCUUCAUGAAUCCAAAAUUCUCAUUUUAUCCACAGUGGUUUGAAAUCUCAUAUAAAACAGUGGUAAAUUUUUAAACAUUAGGACAUUAGCUGGCUGCUUCUUUAAAUGUACCUGUAUUGUCUGCCUGCUCCCUUUUGUGGAGAUGUGUUUUUGUAUUGGAUGUUUGGGCCAAUGGGAGGCUUCAAGCUACAACAUAUUUUCCCAGUUUAAAUAUAUUUAACAUAUGACAAACCCCAGACAAGGCUUUUAAUAUGUAUAAAGAACUGCAGUGUUAGGUGGUUUAUUUGCAAACCGUUUUCAAUGUUGUCCAUUUUUAUGGCACCUUUAACAAUAUUCUUGUUUCCAAAGUACAAAAAAAAUAGGUUAAAUAAUCUAGCCAUAACUGAAUGUCAAGCAAUAAAACAAAUGACUUUUGCGCAUAGACUUAAAAAAAUACAAAUUUUAGACAUCUGCAUGUAAAUGCAAUCUCUUGUUUACUGCUUUCUUCAACUUGAGCAAUCAAUUCCUUAUUUACUAUUAACUUAAGAACUUGUAAUGGCCUGUAAACAUUUUCUCUCUUACUCUUCUUUCAAAUUUACCUUCGUCCCUGCUUUUGAGUCAUAAUAUUAAAUGUUGUUCUGCACAUCUCUAUACAGUUAACUUUUUGGCUUUCAUUCUGUAUAGAUAAGAAAAUGUUAUAUUAUAAACAGCCUACUCAGUGCAAAUAUUUAUCUGUUUAUCAAAUCCACAAUAUGCUGUAUAAUACCAGUUUUACUAUAUAAUCUAUUUUAGACAUAGCUGUUUAGAACUAGAGUGUGCUAUUUUUGUGUUUUUCUGAUGUGUGGUGCUAGAUAAGUUACUUUUGUGAACAAAAAAAAAAAUCCCUUUUAUUCCUAGACAAUACCACCUUUGGGUCUUGUUAAUUUCACUGAGUAUAACUAUAUAUUUGUAUAUAUAUACAUAUAUAUAUAUAUAUAUAUAUAUAUAUAUCUACCUGAACCCAACUGGCAGCUGUAUCAGAGUGCUGGAUUUGGGACAUGCUUUUCUCUUUAAAUACAUAAUAUCAUUAUAUAAAUUAUUCUAGAGUGUAUUUAAUUAGGAUAAAAUUACUUCCUUAGUAUGGAUAUUUGACAUCUAUAGGGUGAAUUUGUUUAUCAAUAUGAAUAUACAAAAAUGUGUUAGCAUUUACUUAUGUUUGCUAUUUGGCUUUAUACCACAUCUCCUAAGCUGAAAAAUAAUUUCCAGGCCUUCAAGAUCCUAAGGAAACACUCUAGUUUAAUGGAGUAAAUCUUUCUAUUCUUACUAAGGAAUGAUACUAUUGGCACCUGACAAGAGUUGUAUAAUUAGCUCCUAUUAUAGAAAAUAGUAUUUUCUAUAAAAUAACCUUGCUGGCUUGAUGGCAGAAUAAACCUUUCCCCUCCUUUCUGAGCCCUGAAACGGAUGAGCUGCCAACUGUCAUGGCAGACCGUGGUCAUAAAGCAAAUUCGACAGGAGAAUUCCUGUUUCAAUACAGCUUCAACCAGUUCCAUGAACUGAGUGAAGGUCCUUCAUUUUAAAAGUAUUUUAAUAGUUAAACUCUUUCACCUAUUAUCCCAAGACUUAUUGGCAUUAGAAAUAAAAGUAUAUCAAAUAUCUAACUAAGGAUGUAGUUAACCUUAUUAAAUAUUGAUUAGAAUUGUUCUGUAAUAUUACUGAAUUUGUAAGAUCUUUAGCAAAGAUUUUUGAGCAAUUUAUAAAUAUAGAGCAAAUGUUUCUGUUUACUGCACUUUUUGUAAUUGAAGGUGAUAAAUUUUUAAGCCAUGGUUAUUGGCUUCCAUGCACUGCACAUUUACCCACAAUUCUAGACAUUUUCCAUUUUUAUGGAAGAGUUGCUAUUACCUUAAUUAUAAAUGCAAUCAUGUGGUUAAUGAGAGCUUAUGCUAAUAGUUAAACUUUUAAAGUGAAUUGGCUACAGUUUAGGGAGAAAUCUCUUUUAACACAAAUCACAUCAUUCCUUGUUAAGUUGCUUAGAAAGGGACUGAACCAUUUUUUUUAAGCACCCUUUAAUCUCCUAAACUUCCUGAGGGUAGAGAUUGUUAUCUCUUUGCAUCUGCACAAUGGCCAGCCAUGUCAGCAUUUAAUAAUUGUUUAAUGGCAAGUGUGCUCCAAUUGAAACUUUUUUCCCUGGGUUGUUUUGGUAAAUUUAUAGAGUAUGCCAAGCCUGAUGGUUAACACUUUGUUUUCAACCAAAUGUUAAAGCCACAUUUAAAAAGACCACAUGAAAUGCUGAUUCUAAUUGUGUGUAGGUCUUUAGGAUUAAGCACACAAAUUUCACAAAACUCUGUGAGUAACAAACUCAGCCUUCUGUAAAUAUACAUGCAAGUUUGGAAAUAGUAAUACUGUACCUAUAAAUAUAUGCUGUCUGUUUUGUGUACAGUAUGUAAAAACUCCUUUUCUGCCACACUAAAAAUGCAAGCCAUUUAUGGGAAUCCUAAAAAUAAUAUUGUACUAAAACUUUGCUAAUGAUCUUUAUUAGAGGAUCAUCCAACUUUUCACUUACAUUGGGUUUUCUUUUCAAUUCACUUUACAGUAGUCUGCUUAUUUCCAGUUGUUUGUUAUUUUACUGAGUCCUGAAUUUAAAAAAAAAAUAUUUUGAUUCAUUUUGUAAAUACAAGCUGUAAAAAAAGAGAGAGAUUUAAUGUUGUCUUUUAAAUACUCCAAUUUUCAUUCUAAUAUGAAUGUUGUUAUAUUGUACUUAGAAACUGUACCUUUAAUAUUACAUUACCUUUAUUAAAAGUGCAUUGAACACAUCAAUUUUAGAUGUGCUUUAUGUACUAUUAUCCUAUAAUAAAACUUCAGCUUCUAAUGGAA
Messenger RNA from Talpa occidentalis (Iberian mole), 15715 nucleotides. RefSeq names its product RAR related orphan receptor A (gene RORA). The record is from RefSeq and is a predicted model, not a curated record. The transcript is spliced from 21 exons. Lineage: Eukaryota; Metazoa; Chordata; Mammalia; Eulipotyphla; Talpidae. Gene Ontology annotation, molecular function: RNA polymerase II cis-regulatory region sequence-specific DNA binding; zinc ion binding; nuclear receptor activity. Bases 4898 to 6565 code for a protein of 555 amino acids. Gene Ontology annotation, cellular component: nucleus. Gene Ontology annotation, biological process: negative regulation of inflammatory response; regulation of transcription by RNA polymerase II.